UUCAAGGUUUCUCAAAACCCUAUAUAUAAUCCAACACACUUAACAAAUUAAAUAUCUCCAACCAAAACACACGAUUAAGCUCAAAGCAGUAAACAAAACCCAAAAGAUGUCUCAAAAACUCAUGUUCUUGUUCACCCUUGCCUGCCUCUCCUUAUUACCAUCUCUUUUAUUCUCCGCCGAAAUACCGGCCACCGGAAAUGCCACUUCACCGUCAAACGUAUGUCGAUUCGCGCCGGAUCCAUCAUACUGUAGAUCGGUUCUUCCAAACCAGCCCGGAGAUAUAUACUCCUACGGCCGUUUCUCCCUUCGACGGUCUCUCUCAAGGGCCCGCCGUUUCAUUUCGCUGAUCGACGAUCAACUUAACCGGAAAGGCAAAGUGGCAGCUAAAGCCACCGUGGGGGCUCUCGAAGACUGCAAAUUCCUAGCCAGCCUGACUAUGGACUUCCUCCUUAGUAGCUCACAGACCGCCGAUUCCACCAAAACGCUCUCGUUAUCUAGGGCCGAGGAUGUUCAUACAUUUCUGAGUGCAGCCAUCACCAACGAACAGACUUGUCUUGAAGGACUUAAAUCAACGGCAUCAGAAAAUGGUCUCUCCGGUGAUCUUUUCAACGACACAAAACUCUAUGGGGUGUCUCUUGCCCUUUUCUCCAAAGGUUGGGUGCCAAGAAGGCAAAGAUCGAGACCAAUUUGGCAACCACAAGCCCGCUUCAAAAAGUUCUUCGGUUUCCGUAACGGUCGACUACCGUUAAAGAUGACGGAAAGGGCACGUGCCGUUUACAACACCGUGACUAGAAGUGGGAGAAAGCUUCUCCAAGCUGAAACAGACGCCGUUCAGGUGAGCGACAUUGUGACGGUGAUCCAGAACGGGACGGGAAACUUCACGACCAUAAACGAGGCAAUUGCAGCCGCGCCAAACAAAACAGACGGUAGUAACGGUUACUUCUUGAUCUACGUAACGGCGGGAUUGUACGAGGAAUACGUGGACAUUCCCAAAAGCAAGAGGUAUGUUAUGAUGAUCGGUGACGGCAUUAACCAAACGGUUAUCACCGGGAACCGUAGCGUCGUUGAUGGAUGGACCACUUUCAAUUCCGCCACAUUUAGUGAGUUCAUCUUUAAUCCCCCAAAACUAGUGGCCACAUUUUGGGAGGAGANUGGUGGGGACUUGUCUGUUUUCUAUAGUUGCAGUUUUGAAGCCUAUCAAGACACCUUAUACACACAUUCUCUCAGACAGUUUUAUCGUGAAUGUGAUGUAUAUGGUACCGUGGAUUUUAUAUUCGGUAAUGCGGCGGUGGUAUUACAGAACUGUAAUUUGUAUCCGCGUCAACCUCGUAAAGGUCAAUCGAACGAAGUAACGGCUCAAGGCCGCACUGAUCCGAACCAGAACACUGGAACGGCGAUCCAUGGUUGUACCAUAAGACCGGCGGAUGACUUGGCAACGAGCAACUAUACAGUGAAAACUUAUCUUGGUCGACCUUGGAAGGAAUAUUCGAGAACCGUUGUAAUGCAAACUUACAUAGACGGUUUUCUUGAGCCGAGUGGUUGGAAUGCAUGGUCCGGCGAUUUCGCAUUGAGCACACUUUACUAUGCGGAAUACAAUAAUACCGGACCCGGAUCUAACACCACAAACCGAGUCACUUGGCCAGGUUAUCACGUCAUCAACGCUACUGAUGCUUCCAACUUCACGGUCACUAAUUUCCUUGUUGGUGAGGGCUGGCUCGGACAAACCGGAGUGCCUUUCGUGGGUGGACUGAUCGCGUAAAUAACCUUAUACGUACUAUUAAUUAGUGACAUGUUAAUUAAUUAUAGUAUUGUUUAAUUAUUCAUGUGUCUGUCUUUUUGGUUUUCAAUCAUAUAAUUAUUUUAAGUGGUGCCUGAUUCCAUUA
Camelina sativa (false flax) is the source of this 1883-nucleotide messenger RNA. NCBI's taxonomy places the organism in Eukaryota, Viridiplantae, Streptophyta, Magnoliopsida, Brassicales, Brassicaceae. The record is from RefSeq and is a predicted model, not a curated record.